AUGUACCACCGGGUGGCGAUUCUGGAACGAGAUCAAAAAGACCAUAGAUAUCUAUGGAGAAAUCUUGAAAUUAACCGAGCUCAUGAUGUGUAUAUAAAGCUAAGACUAACGUUUGGAGACAAGCCAGCCCCUAUCAUGGCACAGACUGCUUUAAGAUUGACAGCAAGGGAAAAUGAAAUAGAGUAUCCAGAAGCAGCAACGAUCCUUAAAAGAGACACUUAUAUGGACGAUAUUUGCCCAUCUGUCAGAACUAAGGAGGAGGCAAGAUAUGUCUCAUCAGAUGUUUCAGAUAGCAACCCUGUAACACCUAACAUUCUUCUCAUGGGGACAAGAGAUCCCGCAUUGCCGUCAGUGGCAUUCAGCCCAAAUGAGGAAGUAACUGAGUCUAUUGUUAUGGUAGUCGAAAACCUGUUCAGUGUCGAUGAGAAUAUUUUAAUACAAAGUCAAAUGGAGAAUCAGGCACCUACUAGGAUUGUUGAGGUUCUUGAAGGUCAGUUGAGUAAUGUAGAACUAAAUGACGAAGGCAUUUAUGAAGAAACGGCCCCCAAUCUUGCAGUUCAGGCUCAAAGGUUUGAUGUCAAUCAGUUCAGUCAAGAGGAUAUCACUUACCUUAGUUAUAUAUCAGAAUCAGAUGAGAACAGAGUAGGUAAUAUUGAAGUACUUGAGGAUCGAGAGGAAAUACCCGAUGCUGCCAAUGUGUCAAUUGCUUUACCAGUCAGCAUAUUUGAUGUCGUCAAGAAAAAUAAUAUGACAGAUUUCAGGAUUGUAGUGGUUGUCUACAGCGGCAGUAAAUUGUUCCAAUCUGCUCUCUUUGUUAACAACAGCCUAAGUCGCAGACCAAAUAGUCAAGUUAUAUCUCUUUCAGUGCCUGGAUUAGACCGUGUGGAAUUGCAGGAACCAGUUGUUACUACAUUUAUUCCUCUUAAAAUCAAUGACAGUAUCAUAAAUACAAUGUGUGUAUUUUGGGACUUUGAACUUGACGGAGCUGGUGGAUGGUCAAGUGAGGGCUGCACGUUUGUAAAUGAAUCUGCGGAUGGGAGAGAUAGACAAUAUUGCGAGUGUUCCCAUCUUACCAACUUUGCUAUACUUAUGGAUUUUAAGAGGGUUGAUCCUCUUCCACCAUCAGCUACAAUCGUGACUACAGUUGGUUUAAGCAUAUCAAUCUUAUGUCUUUGCCUAACAGUUCUUACUUUAGUAACCAGCAGAAACUUUCGGCGGAGUGAACCCAGGAAAAUUCAAUGUCAGCUGUGCCUGUCUUUGCUUGGUUUGUACAUCGUCUUCCUUGCUGGAAUUGAUCAAACAGACAGCAGAGAAGGGUGUAUAGUUUCUGGGGCUCUUUUACAUUACUUCUUGCUAUCGUCAGUUUUCUGGAUGAGCGUUCAAGCAGUUAAUAUGUACUAUUUAUUAGUCAAAGUCUUUGAUGCUUAUGUACUGCACUUUUUUCUGAAAGGUUGCUUGUUUGCAUGGGGUUUACCAGUGGUGAUUGUCUUAGUUUCUGCAUUUAUUGAUAUUGAUAGCUAUAUCGAUUCUAAAAUUCAUUGUUUCCUGACCCUAAAGCGUAUGUAUUACGCUGUUGCAAUUCCUGUUGCUCUACCCUUACUUUUCAACACCUUAAUAUUCAUUAUGGUUUUACAUAGUUUAAGCCUACGUGGGAAAACAACAAAUGAUUCUCCACUAAAAAAUCAGAAAAAGAGAAACAAUGGGAUGAAAAUGUUACAAAAUGGAGUGAGCAUUACGUUGUUGUUGGGUUUAACGUGGAUUAUCGGCUUCUUCGCUAUUGGUGAUGCUGCAGUAAUUAUGCUGUGGCUUUUUUGUAUUCUUAAUUCUUUUCAAGGGUUUCUUAUUUUUAUCAUGUACUGUGUCAGAAAUAAAGAUGUACGUACUCAAUGGUGCAAAAUGUUGCGCAUUUUACCAUAAAAAAAAACAAGAAAAAAAAACAUUUUCUAGACUUAAGUAAAAGUAAAUCUUGUCUUUAUCUCCUAGCCAUUGUAGAAAUAUUUUCAACGAAAAAAAUAAGUUAUUAGGCUUUAAGAAAUAUAUAUAAAGAUAAUAAUGAAAAUGUAUUGUGCACCGGUAUCCAUCCGUAAAAAUGCUUAUGGCGCAUCGACACGGCAAUGCAUUAGAUUGUUCACGUUUUCGAAUGCUUUAUUUUUUUGCUUCUAUUUUUACUGUUUUAACCAAUAUACUGAUGCAGUUGUGCUAAUUAUUACUGAUUGAGUCUAUUACAUAAUGUUGGAUGAUAGGCCGAACAUUUUCAAUACAUGCUAUGUUAUAUUGUAGAACUUUAUUGUUCUUUCAUUAAUCUAGUUCAACCAAAAAAUAAGGUUAUAGUCUAACCAUAAGUGGUUAUAAUUCAACUAAAGGAGAAAUUAAAGAAAGUGUUGAAUAACCUUUGCGUUUACACGUUUUAUUUGAGGGCAGUACAUCAUUAC
Molecule: messenger RNA, 2432 nt
Organism: Anneissia japonica
Lineage: Eukaryota; Metazoa; Echinodermata; Crinoidea; Comatulida; Comatulidae
Product: adhesion G-protein coupled receptor G2-like
Exons: 9
Coding region: 1-1917 (638 amino acids)
Biological process (GO): G protein-coupled receptor signaling pathway; cell surface receptor signaling pathway
Cellular component (GO): membrane
Molecular function (GO): G protein-coupled receptor activity
Source: RefSeq, a predicted model, not a curated record